CACCUGGCUGCGCAGCGGCGGUGGCGGCGUCGCGACGCUCUCGGCCUCAGUCCGCUACCGGCGCCGGUGUCUCGAGGUGGCAGCUCGCUCCGUGGCGUCGUAUCGUGACGUCACGCCAUCGCGACGCUCGCGUCUAUCGCCCUCAUUAAUCCGUGAGCAGUGUCGAACACAUUUUAAUUGCUGUUCGAAACAGCAAGCACAUCGACCGUACUUAAAGUUUCAGCUUGGUGGUGAGUGAAUGGGCUGUACUUGUACUUGAUGGCGGGGGAGUGGACAGUGUGAUCAGUGUUAUCAGUGCGACAGACGGACAGACAGACGCGAUGCCGGGGGGGUGAGGAUGACCCACCCCCACCAUAGUGCUAUGGUCUUGGUGCCCCUCUUGGCUCUUCUAAUCAGCGUGUCAGGCGAGGAGCUGGUCGCCCCAUGGAUCUCGGAGCACCCCACAGACUGCCUGGUGCCUCGCCACGAGCCGGCGACCCUCAACUGUAAAGCGGAAGGGACUCCGCCCCCCACAAUCUCCUGGUACAAGGAUGGCGAACCGUUGAGCGCCUCUGGGGCCAGCCACAGAGUGUUGCUGCCCGCCGGGUCGCUGUUCUUCCUGCGGGUCAUCCAUGGACGCAAGGAGUCGGACCAGGGAGUCUACUGGUGCGAGGCUCACAACCUAGCAGGGUCGGCUCGCAGCAGGAACGCCACCCUGGAUGUCGCAGUUCUCCGAGAUGAAUUUCGGAUCCAGCCGAGCAGUCAGAGGGUGGCGCAGGGGGAGGUGGUGGUGCUGCAGUGUUCACCACCCAGAGGUCAUCCGGAACCUUCGGUUAUCUGGAAGAAGAAUGGUCAAGUCCUUGACCUGGAGGGGAAUCAGAGACUGCAGAUAGUGGACGGGGGAAGCCUGGGUAUCCAGGAUGCGCGCCAAGGAGACGAAGGACGAUACCAGUGCGUGGCCAAGAACACGGUCGGCGUCAGAGAGUCCCAGGUCGCUCAGCUCAAAGUGCAUGUAAAGCCGCAUCUGAUCCGAGGCCCCAAGGACGCCACGGCGCUCGCGGGCAGUAACGUGGUGUUCGCGUGCGAGGCGGGAGGCGACCCGCCCCCGGACGUGAUGUGGAGGCGGACCGCCGGGGGUGGCAGCAUGCCCCUGGGCCGCGUCCAUGUCCUGGAUGACCGCAGUCUGAGGCUGGAGAGUGUGGUACCCGAGGACGAGGGAGAGUACAGCUGUGAGGUUGACAAUGCCGUGGGCAGCCUCACAGCGUCCGCCACCCUCACCGUGCAUUCUCCUCCAAACAUAGCGGCCAGGCCGGAGGAGGUGACGGUGACUGCGGGGGAAACAGCGAUAUUCCAGUGCGGAGCCCAGGGGAAGCCCAGUCCGACCGUUUUCUGGACUGUUGAGGGCUCCAGGGUUCUGCUGUUCCCGGGGGAAUCAGCGGGGAAAUUCUCUUCCGAACUGACUCCUGAGGGACUCAAUCAAUUGACGAUUCAAGAGGUAACUCGCAACGAUAGUGGCCUCGGGACGGUCUGCAAUGCCGUCAACUCUGCCGGCUCCGACAGCUGGCAUGCCAGGCUGACUGUGACUUCAGGUUUCCAUCCUCCUCCAGUCAUAGAGUUAGGACCCGCCAACCAGACCUUGCCGCUGGAGACCGAGGCCCUCUUCCGCUGCCAGGUGAGAGGUCAGCCGCCUCCCGCCGUCACCUGGUACAAGGACCACGCCCCCAUCCUUCAGCUUCAUCCCAGGAUCAGUGUCUUCGACAACGGGACUCUCUUCAUCGAAGACUUGCAAAAGGCUGACGAAGGCCUCUACACCUGCGUCGCCACCUCUGAGCACGGGAAGGCGACCUGGAGUGCGAAGUUGCGCCUGGAGUCCCUCAGGAACUCCGACAUCGCUUUCUUUAAGAGUCCGACACUCGGCGCUCUGCCCGGACCUCCAAGUCGUCCCCUCAUCGUCAACAUCCAGAGGAGCUCCGUCACCCUCUCCUGGUCCAGGCACAGUCAGAUCGGCUCCUCCUCUCUCCUGGGCUAUCAGGUAAACAGGAUACUAUGCGCCACGGAGGGUUCCACAGGGUGGGUGACUGUGGCUCACCGUGUCCCAGGACCGACCCACGCCCUACACCACCUCCUGCCCAACAUGACCUACAUGUUCCUGGUCCGAGCCGAGAACGCUCACGGCUUCUCCCCCGCCAGUCCUCUCUCCAGCCCAGUCACUUUGCCAGAGCUGGACCACGACACUCCCGAGGAGCUCAGGGAAGCGAUGUCCACCCUCUCCGCCGGGCACAUCCUGGAGCUCACCAGUAUCUUCCCUAUCAGCUCCACGUCCAUCAAGUUGGGCUGGGAGAUCCUGAUAUCGGACUUCGUCGAGGGAGUUUACAUCUACUCCCGGGGACUGGACGUGAAGGCGAAGACUACCAAUAUCCUGACAGUCCUCCACGCGGGAGACGCUUCCGGUUUCAUAGUGACGGGUCUUCUGCCGUACACACGCUACCAGUUCUUCCUCAUCCCCUUCUACAAGCACAUCGACGGUCGCCCCUCAAACUCAAGAACUGUACGGACUCUGGAGGAUGUACCCACUGCACCGCCCACCCAGAUGGAAGCCCAGUUGCUGAACGGCAGUGCGGUUCUUCUGACGUGGAAGCCACCGCCCCAACACACACAUCGCGGCGUCAUCCGCUAUUACCAGGUGGUGGUACGCGGUGGCCCUGCGCUGAACGGCUCUCUGCUGACGAACGUGACUGUGAAUGCUGCAUCCCCCUCGCUGCUGCUGACCAAUCUGACGGCCGGGCUGAUGUACCUGGUACAGGCUGCAGCAGUGACUAGGGUCGGACCAGGGCCGUACAGCAGUCCCGCAUCACUACGCUUGGACCCGUACAGUCGACUCCUCAACAACUAUCGAUACCCUGGACUGGAGCAGCCGUCUUUCACUGAGGCGACCCCCGACUUCAUGACUGAGACCUGGUUCGUGGUCCUGCUUAUGUCCAUGGUGGGUGUGAUGUGCCUUCUGUUCGCUGCACUGCUCUUCGUCAGGAGGCGCCAGCUGGACUCGAAGAAGUCUGGACUUCCAGAACACACUGUAACCGUGCUCCAGGAGCAGGUGGACCCCAAGCCUCUGCUAGCUGACCCUCAUCUCUGCCCCACUGUGAAGGUGACUCCAGCCUCUGAACCACCCUCGGUCAGGGAACUCCCCGUCACCACCCCUGACUACGCAGAGGUGUCCAUGCUGCCCCGUCAGCCACCCCCUCAGUACCGCGAGCGCUCCUGCUCCCCAGAGCCCUACGCCAGUACCACCCUCGUGUCUCCUGUGGAGUCCACACCCUCCUCCAACAACCACAUGCCGGGUUGGCCAGGGAUGUAUAGAGGUCAUGGAUACUCCGAGUUCUACACCCCUAGCCGCCUCUACGACCCUCAUGUCUACCCCGAGAGUUACUGUGGAGACUCCAGGGAUCAUCAGCCCUUCUCUUACCAGUCAGGUAACUGCUCCGGGAACCCUUCAUUCCCGAGGGACUGCCAAAGAGAGACGGAGUCCAGGGAAAGGUCUCACAGGAGCGACACAAACACUCUCAGGAGAUCGUCACACUCGGGGAGACACCGCCAACACGUCGCAGUGCAGAGGGCUUUGAACGAACGGCUGUUCUCCAACCGGUCGCUGGGGGAAUACGUGGCGGUGCCCCAGUCUCCAGCUCAUCCUCCUCCAGACGUCAUCACGCCAACCACUGCCCGCUGGAGGUUACCUAGUCCUUACACGCACACCCUGACCACCUUCAGCCGCCAAGGACCCCCAGGGUACUCCCCUGUCUACCACGACUCCGCCCGCAGUGAGCCUGGUCGACACCACUACCAGGCUCGCUUAUAGCGACUCCUGAACUUUCAAGGGUUGAGUGACGAAAGGUUCGGCUAAUGGGUUAUAAGGAUUUCAAAAUAUCCGACAUUUCAGUUUUUCCAUGUUACCUAAUAUCUUUUGACUCUAAACGGUUUGAGCUCACCAAAUUAAAAUUCAUUCUCCUUACGGACUUUCCUCCAGAAUGUAUAGAUUACUUUACUUACCAUCGAAACAUCGGAACUAUUUAGAAUCAUCUUGUAGACUACAUAUCAUAUUUUUAAGCGGCAAUGCAACAGUUUCGAAGGAGGUUUCAAACAUGUCCAUACAAUUUCUGUACUGGUUAUUCAUAAGAGUGCUGAUUGAAAAAUGUUGAUUGGAUGAUAAUUUCGUCUGCAUACAUUGAAUUACCAAUUUUUUCAACAACGCCUACUCAUUUUUAACACACCUUCUUGGGAAUUUUAUACCCAUUGAAUGCUAUUAAUUGAUAAGCAUAAAAUGUAAACACGCUUUGUGUCUUAUAUGGGUCUAAUGAGCCUACAAUUUCUUACAAAUUAAUGUUUAUACUUUUUUAAUAUUUAAAUGAUAAAUUACAGAGCAGUUUGAGAUUUUUUACGACUAACCUACAGUAUAUAAAUCUUUAAAAAUGAAAAAGCGGUUCAAUGCGUCCAAAGUUGGAGCGUAAAGGGUUCGAAGCUAACCGUUGUUCUUCAGGGGCUAAACUCAUGGUCAUUGCAACGCCUUUACAGUCGAUUUGUUAGCCAUUAGUCCUUGACUGUGUUUAGAGGACUUCCUAGUUCCCCUAUAAAACCUGCUAUAAAUAAAACCUUGGUCACCUUUUAAAUACUCACAAAAUACCGCCAAUAGCCCAUAUAAAUACUUUUGUGAUCUAAUUUGUACUCGUAUGCGAACUUGUAUGCAGAAUUUAAAUAGAGCAGCUGAAAAUCUAAAAUUGUGUAAAAAAUUAACUUUCAACCUACUUAUAAAAGAAUAUUAUUGUUUUAUUUAACAUAAUAUAGGGAUAAAUGUUAUUUUCGUAUUGAAAUCGAUUGUUAAAAAGGGAGCUCAAAUACUUUAAUGAAAAAUGAUUCUUAAGAAUCCCACUGUGCUUAUACAUUUUAUAUACAACCACAGUGAAUGUUUUUUACUCCUCAUACAAUAGGAAUCUAUGAGUUUUAUACCAUACUUGAGUUUAUUUACCCGUUUUGCAUACCGCUAUUAAAAGUGUGAACGUAUUUCGGAACAUCCCCAUAUUUUGCUACUAUCUACUUGUCAUUGCUUACUCUAGGGCUUCUCUAUUUCUAAGCAAAUUCUAUCCGUCCAUAAAGAUAUUAUGGCCAUAAAACGUUUACUUGCUUUUAACGCUAAAGACUGAACUUUUAGUACUCUUACCACAGUAAUAUAUUUUAAACCCCCUGUUUCCAUAUACAACAUUGCUAACGCAGUGACAUAUCUGAGAUUUAAUUGCUCUAUUGAACAUAUCAUAAGCUGAGUUGUGGUGUCUGUAAACGGUGGUUGUGUCAAUCAAUUAUUCUGUAAAUAUAUCUGGAUGUAUAAUAGUCUUUUGCAAGUUGAUAAGUUUUGGGUUAAUCAAUAUUAAUUUUUUUCCAUUAAUCCAAAAACAAAUUACAUUUUUAUUUUAAAGCAUUUAAACAAUGUUUUAUGUGUAAAUAAGUUUUAAACUGUCAGAAAUGCUUAGUUUAGAAAGUGUAUACUGUGCUUCCUUUAAAUAUUUUUAUGAACUAUUAUAUCAUCUUGAUGUAAAGCCCCUAUUGAGUUGAGUGAAACUAAUAUAAUCAAAGGUUGAAUUGAACAUGUAUUUGCCAACUUUUAUUUUUUAAACGAAUAACAGUACUUUUUAUAUCUCAUCGGUCAUUUAGUUAACUUUGAUUCUAGAUUAAUUUGAUUUUAGAUUCUACUAGCUUAUGCUUUCUAUGUGCCAAACGCAACAUUGCCCUGUCAAUUACGUAGAGUGUAUCUGAAAGAAUUUUACGAUUUAAUUCAUGAUUUUAAUUUAAUCUCAAGUGGAAAUCAGAAAUGUAUAUUUUAGAAAUAGAAGAACCGUUGAAUCUGUCUUCUGAUUUUAAACUGAAUGGUAGUUAAAGUGUUCUAAAUAACAAGUAAAAUACUAAUAAAUCUUCUUUUUAAAGUCCAUUAAGGCAUUGAAACUCAAAAUCUCUUAGAUGCACUCUAGUUACCGUAUCUGUUAGUGUUUUAGAUUAAUGUAAAGUAAUUUUGAGUAAAUUUUCACCCCCAAUGGUGGUUAAAUAUUUAGUUGUUGUUAGUACCCAAGCUGCCAAAGUGGACUAGAGAAAUGUAUCCUCCAAACAUUGAAAGAGGUGUGAAGAAUAAUUGAAUGAAGAAGCAAGUAGUAAGUUCCUUCCACAAAUCUUCUAUUAUUACAAAAAAUUACGUUUCGGUAGUGAUUGAAUAGUAAGUUAUAAAUUAAUUUCAUAUUUGGAUUAACGAAAUUUGGAUCGAACCAAUGUCUUAAACACCAACUGCGAUAUUGUUAUCUGAUCAUACUUCUAUAAUUAUUAACAAAAAAUACAACGGAGGCAAUAUUUAUUCAAAUUUUGUUUUGCGUCAAAGAUGCAGUAAAUUUAUUAUAAAUUCUUGAUUAAUAAGUUUUAAACAUUUUACAUAUACAUGUUAUCUGCUGCAACUAAGACACAAAGUUUACGGUAAUAUUUUUUCAAGAAUACGUUUUAGCCAGAAAGUGAAAUUUUGCUCACAAUCGUAUAUGCUCUUUCAUUUUAUUAAAUUUUUUCCAUAACCAACCACACGCCCUUAUAAGUCCUGAUCUACAAUAUUAUAGAAAAAUGAAAUUUUAUUGUUGUAUCACAAAAUUCCAAUGAAAGGCAUGACAAAAAAAUACUAAGAUUUAGCCUUAGUAAACCAGUUUUUUAUAACAAUAUAAGUAAUUGGUAGUGUGUUAAAGGGUGGCUUUUUACAGUUAAAACUAACUAAAGUUUACAAUUUCUAUGCUAUUGCGACAAUUUUGUGUCAGACAUUUAAAGGACUUUUGCAGUUUGCAAAAUUUGUUUGUAUCAGUGUAUAUAAAGAGAGAAAGUACAGUACAGUGUAGACUGUUCCAUGUUUUUGCACUGUUUAUGAUAAAUUAUUUACCCAAGAAAGUUACAGCUCGGUCGUGGACAGCACAAGAAGCAAGGAAGUGUUUAAAUACAGGUUCAAACGUGAAUAUUCCAAAUUUAUGUUAUUGGCAACAAGAGAGCGCAGCGCGCAUGCGCGAACAGUCGUUGUCAUCCGUUCCAAAAACAUUGCCUUGCGAUUGAUAAUGAACUGUAUCGAACUGACAUUAAACAUUAUUUGUGUUUUGUUCUUUCAUACUUAAAUUAACAUAUGCCUCAGUAUUUUAAUGUUCAUUAAACUCACUGCGUGCCCUAUACCGUGUGUUAUAAAUGUUAUGCGCACUGAAAGGAUCUUGGAAACUAUAAGAGAAACAGAAAGAUUACAUGGACAAACUUGUGCACAAUAGCAAGACCAACCAAUCAAUGAGGUUAAGUUAAUUAUUUUGUUAUUGGUUGCAUCGUUUGCUCGUUGCGUCAAAAAAUUGGUUAACUCUCUUAUUAGUACGGAUAAAGAAACGUUUUUAAAUGAAAUUAUAAUUAAGUUUCUUGUAGUUUUUAAAUAUCAUAAUAAAAAAUGUUCAAGACCAGGUAGCAGGAGGUAUGAAUUCGAGUAAAUGUUUUAGGCAAAAAUGUUGUAAAGAAAUUAUUCAUAACAUUUUAAGAUUAAGAAAAAAGUCAUUAAAUAAUUACUAAAAGUCUUCAACUCAUGCUUGCUUUUACUAUCAUUAUGUAAAAAGUAGAAAAAUUUGAAGUAGUUUUCGUGUAAAAACGUUUCAUCAUAGUACUAAUAAGAAGAGAACUGUGUCAGUUUGAAAAUGAAAAAUUUGCCAAUAACAGUUUUGUGUGCGUAGCAAGUGGACUAGGCUACCAAUAAUUAACUACAUUGAUUUGUUGGUCUUGUUAUUACGCACAACUUUGUCUAUUUAAUGUUUACUUUAUCUCUUGAAGUUUCCAAGAUCCCUUGAGUGUGCAUAAAAAUUUGGAACCGGUACAUAUAAUAAAUUUUCUUAUAAACAGUAGCUAAGUUUUAGUGUCAUUUUUCUAUUGAGAAACAGCAUAACAGAACUUAAGUUUGGAGAUGAAUAAAUAAUCUUGAAGAAUUUGAAAUUUUUAGAGUGCAAAAUUAGUAGCGGGCCGCCUGACUUUACCCCCUCCUCUCAUUUUUCUCCCACCAUCGCCCUAGCCGUCCCCCCUCCACUUACUUCGCAUUGACAUUCUUCACGUUCAAAAACAUCUGUACUUGUGUGUCAGAUAGGUACCACUAACAGAAUGUCAGAAUGGUCUUUCCCAACCUGUCCUCAAGUAUCUAUUCCACUUUGUGCAGAACCAAAAGCACUAUUAGUCAAUCACGAGACAUAUCAGUCUGCAAGACUACUGUAGGUAGGUAGGCUACUAGAUUAGUUGGCACUGCAACUCGUCAACCGAACUGUAGUUUAUAACAAUGGGAUUGUGUCGGUUAGUUUCCAGGGAAAAGAAAAGUUCAAAGUUUAUUUCAGUUUAAUAAUCAAAUUAAUGUUAGUUUUUUUUUUUUGUUUAGCAAACAGGAUUUUUUCGGACAUUUGUUAUCGUUCAGUGGUGCAAAAAAUCAGUAACACUACGUUUCGAAAUAUUCAAUCUGAUCUCUUUCUCAGGUCAAUAACUUAACACAUCUAGGUUAAAAUUAACAAAUCAUACCAGAGCGUUGUGGCACGCAAAGUCAGGAAUCACGACAAUCAUGUUGUAUGUUGUGUGCCACAACGCUCUGGUAUGAUUUGUUUAUUUUAACUUAUAUUAUAAUUAUUUGUUAGGUUAGUUAUUCACCUGAGAAAGAGAUCAGAUUGCAGAUCUCGAAACGUAGUGUUACUGACUUUUUUGUACCACUGAACGACAGCAAAUGUCCUAAAAAUCCCGUUUCUUUCACAAUUCUUCCAUCGUUAAAAACAAACUUUAAACAAAGUUUGUUUGUUAAAAAAAGGGACAUAUUGGUAUAGUUAAAAAAUCCAAAAACUUUUGAAAACUCCUAAUUUACUGUAUAGGCUAUCACGUACAAAUACUCCAAUGUAUAUUCUGUAAUAUUGAUAUUGAGAUACAAAUGAGGUAAAUUGCAAUUAGUCUGUCUAUUGUAUUUUCAUAGCAUUUUAAGAGACUAUAAACGCCCAGUUAAAAAAAUCACUUUUUAUUUAUUAACAAAGUCAAAAAGUUUGACUUACAAUAUUUUGUUAUAAUUAUUGUCUCGUAAUGCCAACUACCUUAUGUACUAUUGUUUAAAUAUAUUUCAAUGGGCUUCGAGUACUAUGGAAUUGUAUGUUCCAAGUCUUUUCAUAUAUGAGUGUAUUUUUAUGUGCUAUUCAUCUCUAAUCAAUUCAGAUGUGUAUAGCAUUCUUUCCGAAUUUCGUAAAAACUGUGAGUUAAUUAACAUUUGAAAUUUAAAUUCUAAUGCAGUUUAAAUGGCUGUAAAUAGGCUUUCUGUAAUACAAAAAUAUUUUGUACUUUUGUAAUAAACAGUUUUGUAGCGAAAUAUGAACAAUUAAAUUUGCCUGAGUGAAGAGCUCUGAUUUUGAGAAAAGUGACUUUGCUGGUUUACUGUUA
This is a messenger RNA of Homalodisca vitripennis (glassy-winged sharpshooter), 9456 nucleotides long. RefSeq names its product roundabout homolog 2-like. Gene Ontology annotation, molecular function: protein binding. The transcript has 18 exons. The coding region runs from base 338 to 3832 and encodes 1164 amino acids. NCBI's taxonomy places the organism in Eukaryota, Metazoa, Arthropoda, Insecta, Hemiptera, Cicadellidae. The record is from RefSeq and is a predicted model, not a curated record.